GUGAAAAAGAUAUUGGAUAUUGGACAUUGUUUGUUUAAUCUGGUUUCGAGGAUACUUCGGGUAAAGGUCAAUCUCUCCGUGACACAGUUGAGAACCUGUUAUUUAGUUAAGAUGUCGAAAGUGAUACAUGUGGAUAGUGAUGAAGAAUUUGAUAAGAUAUUAAAUGCAAAUGCAUCGAAGUUGGUAGUUAUUGAUUUCUUCGCAACUUGGUGUGGCCCAUGUAAGAAAAUAGCUCCUGAAUUCGAAAAAAUCAGUAUGAAGUAUGAUGCAGUCUUCUUGAAAGUCGAUGUUGAUAUACUUUCGAAAGCGGCCGAAAAACACUCCGUCAAAGCUAUGCCAACCUUUAUUUGUAUAAAAGACGGUAAAAAAGUUGGUGAAGUUGUUGGAGCAUCUAUUGAUAAAGUUGAGGAAAUGAUUAAAGCUAAUCAAUAAUUUUUGUUCUCGCUUCUAUUUAUAUAUAUAAACAUAUAUUUGAAUUUACAUACGGAUAUAUGUCUAAAUGUUCUUUUUUGAAAUAAUACACUAUCGAACAU
Molecule: messenger RNA, 533 nt
Organism: Schistosoma turkestanicum
Lineage: Eukaryota; Metazoa; Platyhelminthes; Trematoda; Strigeidida; Schistosomatidae
Source: the annotation of a GenBank genome assembly